UAAGGUUAAUUGGUUAGUAUUGAAAUAUUAGCCAAAAUGUUAGCAUGAUGAAGAUCUCCGAUUCUGGUUUCACGCGUGUUGAGAGCGUCUCUCUGGAACCCUCGUUCCAGACUCACGCGGCAGGAUGAAGAUCUCCGAUUCUGGUUUUGAGCUGAAAGUUUGUUGCGAUUUUCGUUCCUUGUUUCAGGUCAGACUUCGGCGAUGUGGGAAGCUUAUCGAUUUAGGGUUUAUAAGCCCCAAAUCGAUCUAUUCUCGCGCAGAGGACUGUUCAUUAGAUUUUGAGAACGACUUCUUGUUCGGUGUUUCUUUUUCAAAUUCUGCUAGCUGUGUGUAGAUUUCAAUUUGUGUCCCUGGUGUUUAUCUACUUUGGACGAACCUGGGGACCUGUUUUGCUUGAGAUAAGAAGGCCAGACGACUACCCUCUGCUGGCGUCGGUUUUACUGUUCAUUUCUUGGUUAAAUUGGAGACCUUGAAAUGGUACGAACUAAACAGGGACCAGGGGCUAAUUCUUCGACUCGUACCACUCGAGCUUCCUCCAGAUUCUCUGUAUUGGAAGGGUCGGAUGAGGAAUUCCCUUCCUUGAACGCUGCAAAGCCAAUGAAGCUGGCAAAGAAUUCCGGCAUAGCUAGCGCUGUUAUGCAACCUACUGGGAGUGGACUGCCUGGGCAGACAACAACCUGAGCUGCAGGGAUGAUAGAGGCUCCACAGCUAGAUGGUGCAUUGCUUGAAGGCAGUGAAUCUCCUGGGAACAAGGUGAAACAUGCUGAAGGGGUGAUUUUUGCUGUCACCCGGUCUACACAGCACCAAACUAUAGGUAUUAAACCAAAUGAAGCUACUUCACCUACUGGAGCUGUGGAUGAUACCAAUGAACCAAAGAGGAAGCAAUGGAGUACACUGUUUAAAGACAACCGAGCUCCUACCGAAGGGCUUAAACUGAGGUAUAUUCCACCAACCAGUAAUUUUCUGGAUUUUUCGGACCGUGUGCUACCUUCAAUGGUGGAUAUCUUUGGCUACUGUCUGGUGGGAUUUUUUACCGGAAGGUUUCCUGGUUUAAAGGCAACCUAUAGCCUUGAAAAAAAAUGGGGAGUACACUGUGAAAUCAAACCACAUGAUAAGGGUUGGGUUGUUUUUAAAUUCAAAAUCGAAGCUGAUAGGACUAAAGUUAUGCUUGAGGGGCCUUAUACCCUCUAUGGGAAGCUAUUGGUUUUGAAGGUUCUGUCUGAUGAGUUCUCCUUUGAAGAUGAAGAGUUCUUGAAGGUGCCAAUUAGGAUUAAAUUCCCUAAGCUCCCUGUGAGGAUGUGGAAUGAGGAUACUAUUAGCGAUGUUGCUUCUAUGGUUGGAGUUCCACUCACCACGGAUAGGAUAACGCUUGAAAAGGCAAACCACAACUUCGCUAGAGUAUUGAUCGAAGUGGACGUGACAAAGCCACCUCCCCUCUCAUUUCCAAUCAAGAUGGCGUCAGGAAGGACUUUUGAGCAGCGGGUUCUCUAUGAAACGUUUCCGAACUACUGUUUCCAUUGCAAACAAUACGGACACCAUCCUUUCAUUUGCAAGAAACUAGCAGCAAAAGAAAAACCUGAAACCAAUGAACCAGAUAAUAAUGAGGCUAUUUUAAUAGCUAGGGAACCCACCACGAAGGCUAUUGAGACUACGAAGACCAUUGUGGUGCAGGAUAUUGUGGACCCAGAAGGGGAAUUUGUGGAAGUUCGUAGGCAGAAAGGAAAAAAGAUUGCAAAGCUGGUGACACCUUCCGCUGCUGCUGCUGUUUUACAAGCUGCGGCUGGGCCAGAAACUGCUGCUGCAAUUCCUGCUGCACCUGUUUUACAACCUGCAGCUGGGCCAGAAACUGCUACAGUUUCCCAGGCUGCACCUGCUGCUGCUAAGACUUCACCUGCACCCGCUGCACUUGCUGCUGCAAUUCCUGUUGCUGCUCUUGAGCCGCAACCUGCUGCUGGGGUGGACAAACUUGACAAACCUGCUGCUGCACUUCCUGAACCGGAUCCUGCUGCUGCCCAUGAGCCGCAACCUGCUGCUGCUAUUCCUGAUAAACCUGCUGCUGCACCUUUUCCCCAGGUUGCUGCCAAGGUUACUGAAGAGCAGGUAGGUGGUGCGGAUCCAAAGAGUGGUUGGAAACAGUUUGGCAAUAGGAUGUAUGAUCCAAACAGAUACGAGGAGAUUAAGAUAACAUGUAGAAAUGGGAAGAAAAAAACUCUUUUAUUUAUGAAGCCCCAAAAAAGAAACUAAAGGAAUGCUGGUUUUGUUUUGACUUUAUUGUUGAAAGAUGUUGUAAGAGGCUGCGACCUACUUAUGUUGAUAGUUUUAUUUAGGUUAGACUAGUCUAACUUAGAUAGUUCAACUGAUCAUGAGUGAUGCAUUGUAUAAUGUUAUUUUUUGGGUGGUUUAUAUAUAUACUUACAUUUCAUCCAAAAAAAUGAGAUACUUUAAGGUA
Messenger RNA from Cuscuta europaea, 2449 nucleotides. The record is from the annotation of a GenBank genome assembly. Lineage: Eukaryota; Viridiplantae; Streptophyta; Magnoliopsida; Solanales; Convolvulaceae.